GCCACGUGAUGAUGGAGCUGAUCGACCUGAGAAGGCAGCUCUUGUCUGGUCACCUGACGCAGGACCAGAGCAGAGACGUCAAGAGACACAUCACCGUCAGAUUGGACUGGGGCAACGAACACCUGGGUCUGGACCUGGUGCCAAGAAAGGAGUUUGAGAUGGUGGAUGAAGACCAGAUAAGCGUGUCAGAUCUUUAUAAGAUGCACCUGUCCAGCAGACACAGUGUACAACAGAGCACCACACAGGGUGACGGUACCCGGCAGCGACACGGGGAGCCGUGCAGAGUUCCAGUUCCUCACCACCUACUGGUCAACCUGAAGAGCUUCACCUACAACAGCAUAGGAGAAGACACCGACAUAUUCUUCUCUUUGUACGACCUGAGGGAGGGGAAGACCAUCAGUGAGAAGUUCAUGGUAAGACUGAACAAGAAUGGAGGACCAAAGAAUCCGGAGAAGGUGGACAGGCUGUGUGCACUCUUCACGGACCUGAGCAACAAAGACAUGAAGAGGGAUCUCUACAUCAUCUCCCAGGUCAUCAGAACAGGUCGUAUGCUGCUGAAUGACAGUAAGAAGGGCCCUCCGCAUGUUCAGUACCGCCGACCGUACGGCUGUGCUGUCCUGGCCAUGAGCGACGUGCUGCAGACCAUCUCAGAGCUCAAAGAGGAGAAAGACUUUGUCCUGAAAGUCUACACGUGUAACAAUGAGAAUGAAUGGUACCAGAUUCACGAGAACAUCAUCCGCAAGUCCAGCACCAAAUACACGGCCCCAAGCACCAACUACGGUCUGAUCAUCUCUCUGCAGCUGCUGAGGGGCGACAUGGAGCAGGUCCGCAGAGAGAACCCACUCAUUUUUAGCAGGGGGGUGGCAAUGACACGCAAACUGGGCUUCCCAGAUGUCAUCAUGCCAGGUGACAUCCGUAACGACCUGUACUUGACCCUGGAGCGAGGCGACUUUGAGAGGGGAGGGAAGAGCGUUCAGAAGAACAUUGAAGUCACUGUCUAUGUGCUCUACGCCGACGGAGAGAUCCUCAAGGACUGCAUCUGUCUGGGUUCAGGUGAGCCCAGCGUGCCAGAGCAUCGAUCCUUCGUGCUCUACCAUAACAACAGCCCCCGAUGGAGUGAAGUGAUUAAACUACCGAUUCCUAUCGACCGUUUCAGAGGUUCCCACCUACGCUUCGAGUUCAGACACUGCUCCACGAAGGACAAAGGAGAGAAGAAGCUGUUUGGCUUUGCCUUCACUCCUCUGAUGAGGGAGGAUGGGACCACUCUUUCCGACGAGAGUCACGAACUCUACGUUUACAAGUGCGAUGAGAACACGACCUUCAGUAAUCACGCCCUCUACCUUGGCCUGCCCUGCUGCAAAGAAGACUUCAACAGCUGUCCCAGCAUCCCCUCCAGCCUCAUCUUCCAGCGCAGCGCCAAGGAGACGUUCUGGAUCGCCACACAGCUCUCCUCCACCAAGCUCACUCAGAACGUGGACCUACUCGCCCUCCUUAAGUGGAAGGCCCACCCGGACCGGGUCAUGGACAUUCUCGGCCGGCUACGACACGUCAGCGGAGAGGAGAUAGUGAAGUUUCUACAAGACAUUUUGGACACCUUAUUCUCCAUCUUGGAUGACAACACUGACAAAUAUGGACCCCUGGUGUUCCAGUCAUUGGUGUUCAUCAUAAACCUGCUCAGGGACAGUAAAUAUUACCACUUUCGGCCGGUGAUGGACACAUAUAUCCAGAAGCACUUUGCUGGCGCGUUGGCUUACAAAGAGCUGAUCCGCUGUCUGAAGUGGUACAUGGACCGCUCUGCAGAGGUGGUCAGACAGGAUCACAUACAGGAAGCAAUGAGGGCCCUCGAGUACCUGUUCAAGUUUAUCGUCCAGUCUCGGAUCCUUUAUUCUCGCGCCACCUGCGGGAUGGAGGAGGAGCAGUUCCGCACCAGCAUCCAGGAACUCUUUCAGUCGAUCCGCUUCGUCCUCAGCCUGGACAGCCGCAACUCAGAGACCCUCAUCUUCACACAGGCCGCUCUGUUGAACUCGUUCCCAGCGAUCUUUGAUGAGCUGCUGCAGAUGUUCACGGUGCAGGAAGUGGCAGAGUUUGUGCGCGGCACUCUGGGCAGCAUGCCGUCCACGGUGCACAUAGGACAGUCCAUGGACGUGGUCAAACUGCAGUCCAUAGCCCGGACAGUGGACAGCAGGCUCUUCUCUUUCCCAGAGUCUCGAAGGAUCCUGCUUCCUGUGGUCCUGCAUCACAUCCAUCUCCAUCUGAGGCAGCAGAAAGAGCUGCUCAUCUGUUCUGGGAUACUCAGCUCUAUAUUCUCUAUUAUCAAGACCAGCUCACUGGACACGUCUGUGCAGGAGGAGGUGGAGAUGAUGGUAGAGUCCCUACUGGACGUCCUCCUCCAGACCCUGCUGUCAAUCAUGAGCAAGAGCCAGUCGCAGGAGGCGGUAAGGGGUCAACGCUGUCCGCAGUGCACCGCGGAGAUCACUGGAGAGUAUGUGUCCUGCCUCCUGUCCCUCCUCCGCCAGAUGACGGACAUCCACUUCCAACACCUGAUGGAAAACUUUCAGAGCAAAGAGGAGCUCAAGGAGUUCUUGUUGAAGAUUUUGUGUGUGUUCAGAAAUCUGAUGAAGCUCAGUAUUUUCCCUCGCGACUGGAACGUCAUGAGGCUCCUCACCAGCAACAUCAUCCUGACCACAGCUCAGUACUUGUCUCCUGCUCUGCACAAGAACUUCACAGAAGCCGACUUUGAUUUUAAGGUGUGGAACUCGUACUUCAGUCUGGCGGUGCUGUACAUCAACCAGCCCAGUUUACAGCUGGAAAGCCUGAGUCCUGCUAAGAAGAAGAAGGUCCUAGACAAGUACGGUGACAUGAGAGUGAUGAUGACCUACGAACUGUUCAGUAUGUGGCAGAACCUUGGUGAGAAUAAGAUCCACUUCAUCCCCGGUAUGAUCGGCCCGUUCCUGGGAGUGACGCUGGUUCCUCAGGUGGAGGUACGAAACAUCAUGAUCCCCAUCUUCCACGACAUGAUGGACUGGGAGCAGCGCAAGAACGGAAACUUCAAACAGGUGGAGGCUGAGCUGAUUGACAAACUGGACAGUUUGGUUUCUGAGGGUAAAGGUGAUGAGAACUACAGAGAACUCUUCGGUUUGCUUCUGUUGGAAAAAAUCGAGCAGGAGACGUGGAGAGAGACGGGGAUCUCCUUCGUUACCUCGGUCACACGGCUGAUGGAACGACUGCUGGACUACCGGGACUGCAUGAAGGGAGAUGAGACAGAGAACAAGAAGAUUGGCUGCACUGUUAACCUCCUGAACUUCUACAAGUCAGAGAUCAACAAGGAGGAGAUGUACAUCCGCUACAUCCACAAACUGUGUGAUAUGCAUCUACAGGCUGAGAACUACACUGAGGCUGCGUUCACGCUGCUGUUAUACUGGGAGCUGCUGCACUGGGACGAGCGGCCUCUGAAAGAGUUCCUGCAUUAUCCUGCUCAGACUGAGUGGCAUCGCAAGGAGGGGCUCUGCCGCAAAGUCAUCCACUACUUCAACAAGGGAAAGUGCUGGGAGUUUGGUAUUCCUCUGUGCAGGGAGCUGGCCUUCCAGUAUGAAUCUCUGUAUGACUACCAGAGUCUCAGCUGGAUACGGAAAAUGGAGGCAGCGUAUUAUGACAACAUUAUGGAGCAGCAGCGUCUGGAGCCGGAGUUCUUCAGGGUCGGGUUCUACGGCAGGAAGUUCCCCUUCUUCCUCAGAAACAAAGAGUUUGUCUGUCGCGGCCAUGACUAUGAAAGGCUUGAGGCCUUCCAGCAAAGGAUGCUGGGAGAAUUCCCACAGGCCAUUGCGAUGCAGCACCCCAAUCAGCCAGAUGAGGCCAUCCUGCAGUGUGACGCACAGUACCUCCAGAUCUACGCAGUGACGCCGGUACCGGACAGCGUCACCGUCCUCCAGAUGGACAGAGUCCCCGAUCGCAUCAAGAGCUUCUACCGCGUCAACAACGUUCGCCGUUUCCGAUACGACCGACCCUUCCACAAAGGACCCAAAGACCGAGACAACGAGUUCAAGAGUCUUUGGAUUGAGAGGACGACCCUGAUCCUCACCCACCCUCUGCCUGGCAUCUCACGCUGGUUUGAGGUGGACAAGAGAGAGCUGGUGGAGGUGAGUCCGUUAGAAAACGCCAUCUCUGUGGUGGAGAAUAAGAACCAGGAGCUGCGGACUCUGAUCAGCCAGUACCAACACAAGCAGCUGCACGGCAACAUCAACCUGCUCAGCAUGACUCUGAACGGAGUCAUCGACGCCGCCGUUAACGGAGGCAUUGCCAGAUACCAAGAGGCCUUCUUUGAUAAGGAGUACAUCACCAGCCACCCUGAAGACACAGAGAAGAUCACACAGCUCAAAGACCUGAUGCAGGAGCAGGUCCACGUCCUAGGAGUCGGCCUGGCUGUGCACGAGAAGCUGGUGCACCCAGAAAUGCGUCCCCUGCACAAGAAGCUGAUAGAUCAGUUCCAGAUGAUGAGGAGCAGCCUCUGCCAUUGUUUCUACGUGGCGUUGCAGGGUCUGCCCGGUUUAGAAAAGGCUGGUUCAGGAGCCAACACUCCCCGAGGGAUCCUGGCCUCUCACAGCCCGCUGAGUCCCGAGAGCUUCAAACUCAUGCACCGCCACAGUCCCAUAGCUGUUCUGACUCCUGUGCGCAACUCCUCCUCCUCUCUCUCCUCUCACACCUCCAGUGAGACUGGGAACGUUGGCAGCCUGCUGAUUCUGGCUGAUGGCAUGGUGGUGGAGCACCCGGAGGACUUCUACCGCAUGCAGGCAAGCCCCUCCUCCUCCAGCCUUAGCUCUACUCACUCGGCGCCCUCACAGAUGAUGAACUCCGCGCCCUCGACCAUCAGAGUCGGCUCUCCUUCUCUGCCAGACAAAUACAGACACAACAGAGAAAUGCUGAUGCUGCUGCCGCCACACAGAGAGAGGCCGAGCAGCGCGAUGUACACCAACAUCACCGAGAACGGACAGGUAAUGAACUUCCAGCGAGCGUUGUUCCAUCAGGUGAUCGGUCCAUGUAAACCCUGCAGCGACCCCAACCUCUCUGUAGCAGAGAAAGUCCUGACCACUCCCAGUAGCUGGAGUUUGGACAGUGGUACCAGGGAGACCCUCCCCUUCCUGUCUGCUCAUGUUGGCAGUGUCAUGGCGCCUCCUGUUCCCCCACGCAACCUGCCUCAUGGGCAACACCUGUCGAUGCACUUUGACGCUUUCCACCACCAGGUCAGCGACCUCCCUCCAGCUCUCCCUGCGCGCUCCUUAAGAAAGUCUCCGCUGCACCCUAUACCUGCCUCGCCCACCAGUCCACAGUCCAUCCUGGAUGGCAGUAACUCCACCUUGUCGGGCAGCGCCAGCUCUGGAGUCUCCUCCCUCAGCGAGAGCAACUUCGGCGGCCCCGCCUCCUCUUCAGACCCCCCGGCCAGCCGCACAGACACCCUGGAGUCUGUCCCCAGCAGCCAGACCUGGACCACCGACCAGGAAGACCUGGACUCGCCUUACCAGCCCGUCAGGUACAGCAUCUCCGAGCCUGAUGUCCUGGACGGAGUCAAACCCCCGCCCUGCCGCAGCCAAUCCGCCCCGGGAGGCGUCACCCCGGCCCAGGCAGGCGGCCAAACCCAUCCCCAGGCCCCGGGUGCGGCCUCCACCGGAGCUCCACAACAACCACAGCAGCAGGAGGGGCUGCCACACCCCCAACACCACCACUACUACCACCACUUUCACCCGCACUACCUCCCCCACCACCCGCCGCUCUACCACCUCCACGAGCCCCCGCCAGCCCUGCCCCCCAAGCCUUACCUCAGAGAGGGGUGUAUCCCUGAAGAAGACCCCCUUAACACCCAGUCCGCACCCCCUCCUCCUGCACCCCGGCCCAUGCCACGCAAGAUCUCCCAGCCCAUAAUCGCAGCCACCAAGGAUGAGCAAGCUAAAGUGGCGUGGGAGCACGGCAUCAGUGAGUGACGAUGGUGAAACGUGCACGAUUUAAAACGAACAGAAUAUAAACUCUUUUCAGAAGAGAGGAAGAAGCGCCGAACUGAGAGAAACUGUCAGAUCCCCCCCCCCCCAGAUGUCCUGAUAACCAACUAAUCACUGAAAAGGAGAAGCUGGAAAGAUGAAGGUUAAACUGAUCUGCGCUCUCACUCCUCACCCUCAGCACGCCAGCUCCGUGUCCUUAGCUUUCAGCAUUUAACCUUCACGUCCUUGUAUGAGCACACAAAGCUUGAUUUAUUUGCUUGAAUCAACUAUUUAAUCACCUUUUUUUUUUCACGAAAAUGUCCAAAAAGUCCAUAUUUCUAAAUUCAGUCGCACCUGUACUGAAAUUGCACAGAUAAUUAUCCAUCUCAUGUUAGUUAUUGGUUUCAUUUUCAUUGAUAACAUUACUCAAACGUUAUCAUUCAGAAGGUUAAAGAUGUUAAAUAAUAAAAUAACAACAAGGGAUUAUUCCCUGUUGUUACUUCGCUCUGGAGAUAUUUAGACAAGCUGCACUUUAACAAAGCAACAGAGCACCAAAACACACGAGAAUCUAAUCAAAUAUUUUUUAUAAAUAUAAAACUGGAGAGACAGUUAUUAGGGGUUAUGGGAUUAUUUAGAUGCUACAUAAAGAUAAAGUAAAAAUCUUAUUGAAAGCAUGACAAAGACAAAGAAAUUGUAAUAUUGAAGCCAAAACUUCAGUUCAAGAAUCAAACAAACGAUUUAUUGAGAUCCUCCCCCUUCAUGUUCUUCGUCAGAUAAACGUGACGCAGCCGAAAUGUAUUUAUAUUUUCCAACACAGAAAUCAAAGUAUGUAGAUAAAUGUAAUACAGUAUAUAGAAGUAUAUAAAUAUAAUUUAUAUUUAAUCCUUGUUGAAGGUGAAACCUGUGUAGAAAUAUGCAAGAUGAACGGCUUCCUGAGCCGCCAGUAGCUGCUUGAUGAUACACGACGUGAGGACGCCUCUCGCACAAACACUCUGAAAUUUGCAUCCCACAAUUUUCAGAGAGACUGUGGGAGAGAUCCACAAAGGUAAACCACUGGAAGCUCUGGGGAACUUCUGUGCACUGACGACUUUGUAGUUUAGGAAGCGGAACCAGAUUUAAUCUUGGUGAUACUGGUGUACAAGUACUGUGAAAGCCCGAACAGGACGCAAAACAAGCAGUUUACAGAGUGAAGAGUCUUUGUGAAGGUUUUCUGCAGGGUGCUGCAUUACUGCUGCUGGAGUUUCCUUCAGCUCUGCAGCAGGGCAGCUGAGGGGAGGUUCAUCUUUAUUUUGUGUAUUUUGCAUCAACGACAGAUCCAGAGUACUGCGAUGAUAUUCCUUUGUACUAUGAUGCUAAUCAGAAGUAUUUCUUGUAUAUAAAAGUCUUUAUUGUGUUAGCAUGGGUAUAAACUGUGACGUGUACGACAGUAGAUGUAAAUACUCACGUUUUUUUUCCUACUCACUAAACAAACUGCUGUGUUGUGGAUUCAUGAUUUAAUGACAAACAUUAAACAAUAAUGUUUUAUUGACUCA
Micropterus dolomieu (smallmouth bass) is the source of this 7498-nucleotide messenger RNA. RefSeq names its product dedicator of cytokinesis protein 3-like. NCBI's taxonomy places the organism in Eukaryota, Metazoa, Chordata, Actinopteri, Centrarchiformes, Centrarchidae. Gene Ontology annotation, cellular component: plasma membrane; cytoplasm. Bases 9 to 5972 code for a protein of 1987 amino acids. The record is from RefSeq and is a predicted model, not a curated record. The transcript has 51 exons. Gene Ontology annotation, biological process: small GTPase-mediated signal transduction. Gene Ontology annotation, molecular function: guanyl-nucleotide exchange factor activity; small GTPase binding.